This is a messenger RNA of Zerene cesonia (dogface butterfly), 1635 nucleotides long. RefSeq names its product tRNA (guanine(10)-N2)-methyltransferase homolog. Gene Ontology annotation, cellular component: cytoplasm. The coding region runs from base 149 to 1618 and encodes 489 amino acids. The record is from RefSeq and is a predicted model, not a curated record. Gene Ontology annotation, biological process: methylation. Gene Ontology annotation, molecular function: nucleic acid binding. Lineage: Eukaryota; Metazoa; Arthropoda; Insecta; Lepidoptera; Pieridae. The transcript has 9 exons.
GUUUCAGGUCUGUCAAAAAAUGACAAGUAAACAAUUCGUGAGGUUAUGUGGCAUGAACCUAUUUUAGUAAAGUGUAAAAUAAAAUGAGAUUAAUUUCCGUUAUUUGCAAGAUACUAUAAAAAUAGGAACUGAAACAUAUUAAAUAACAAUGGCUCGGCGAUAUUUGAUGUGGUUUGCUCACGAACAUUUAGAUUUUCGUCAUUCUGAAAUGUACAGUAUUCUGUCCUUAUUGAAUUUAAAAAUAAAGUUCAUUGAAAAACCUUCGAUAGAUAAACCUUAUUGGAUUGUAGAGCUACCAUCGGAGUCUUGUGUAAAAAAAAUUGCGUCAAGGUCAGUUUUGUUAAAGAAUUGCAUAGAAUUAUGGUCAAGAGCUAAAAGUGAAACGAGCCUACACGAAAACCUUAAAAGUGCUGUGAAGAAUAUAUCAGGAGAAUGGAUAGUACCAUCAACAAAUGAUGAUGCCAGUGACAUACAUAUUUGUCCCAGUGAACUUAUAGAAGCUUGUAGUCGGAAAGAUAAAUCUUUCAAGAUAGAUGUGGAAACAUUUUGUAAGCAUUUUACUAUGAAAGAAAAAGUUGAUAAGAUAGAGCAUUUCAGUUAUUUACCACUAGAGGGGCCAGUGAAACUUAAAAAUCCUGACAUCACACUUUCAUAUAUUGAGUUCUAUGGAGUUGACCCAAAUAAUGUUCCAGAACAACCAUGUGACUUAUUUUUUGGCCGAUGGGUAGCAGAUGGUCAAAGAGAUCUCAUACAAGUGCACUCAUUGAAGAAGAGACAGUUCAUUGGAAAUACUAGUAUGGAUGCUCAGCUAUCAAUCAUCAUGGCAAACCAGGCCCAAGUGGCUCUGGGUGAUGUUGUGUUGGACCCAUUUGUUGGCUCUGGUUCUUUAUUAGUUGCCGCUGCACACUUUGGAGGUUAUGUAUGGGGCUCAGAUAUUGACUUCAUGAUGUUACAUGCCAGAACAAGACCGACUAGAGUUGGACAAAAGGUGCGCCACAAAGAAGAAAGUAUAAAAGGGAACAUGAAUCAAUAUGGUAUUCAAUCGCGAUACUUAGAUGUUGUAGUCAGCGACUUUUCUUUACCUAUGUGGAGAGAUGACCUAAAAUUCGAUGCUAUACUAACUGAUCCUCCAUAUGGUGUCCGAGAGCCCACAGAAAAAAUCGGAAUAGAAAGAGACAACUAUUCGUUGUUAGAAGAGCAUUUAGAUAAUCACAUACCUUCCAAGGUCGAAUAUGGCUUACCCCACAUAUACAGUGAUUUGUUGAAUUUCGCUGCGAAACAUUUGAGGAUUGGCCGGCGGCUGGUAUGUUGGUAUCCUUUAGUAAGAGACGAGUAUCGCGAAGAUCAUUUACCCUCGCAUCCAUGUCUAGAACUGGUCGGUAACUCGCAGCAGGUGUUGUCCAAACUGACAGCGAGGAGAUUGCUCACCUAUCAGAAGAUCAGUGACGAAAUACCUAACAUGCCGCACGAUCCUAACGCUGGAGCGCAUAAUUUCAGAGAUAAAUACUUCGCUGUCGGCGAAAUAUCAAGGCGGGAGAAGAAAGAGAGACGUGCGGAAGAAAUAGCCAACAGCGCUCUCUAUAUCAAAGCAAAACAAGAGAAGAGUUCAAAUAAUUAAAAUAUUUCUUAAUAAAA